Schistosoma haematobium is the source of this 1050-nucleotide messenger RNA. RefSeq lists its product as uncharacterized. The transcript has a single exon. The record is from RefSeq and is a predicted model, not a curated record. Lineage: Eukaryota; Metazoa; Platyhelminthes; Trematoda; Strigeidida; Schistosomatidae. Gene Ontology annotation, cellular component: membrane. The coding region runs from base 1 to 1050 and encodes 349 amino acids.
AUGAAUUCAUUAAAUAAUGUAACAGAAUUAAAUACACCAUGGGAUACAUUAAUCGAUUGUAUCAUGAUUAAAACAAAUCAUCCAAAUGCAAGUUAUUAUGCAUGUAUUAUUUCAACUAUAUAUGGUACAUUAAUUGGUUAUAUAUUUCCAAUGAUCGGAAUAUUUAGUUUAAUUACAAAUAGUAUUGUAGCUAUGAUAUUUUUUAGUUUAAUUCAUCAAAAAAAUUUAUAUUUUAUAUUUUUAGGUAUAUUAGCUAUUACAGAUAUUGGUUUUGAUAUAUUGAUUGGUUGGUUAUGGUUAUUUCCAGCCUAUGGUUUACCAUAUAUUACCUCAGGAACAAUCUAUUAUUUUAUAUUAACAAAAUCUUAUUUACAUUGUCGUUUAUUAAAAUCUAUACAAAUGACUUGGUGUAAUCUACGUGGUAAUAUUUAUAUCUUAUUAGCAUUUACUCGUUUAUUAUUAUUAUUAUUACAUAAACCAUUCAAUUAUAAAAUAUCUACUAAAUAUUUUAUGAUGAUACUACUUAUUACUAUAUUGAUUAUAAGUAGUAUUAUAUCAUUACCAUUAAUCCUCUAUACAGAUUUAUUAAUCACUAGACGAUUGUUUCUUACAUGUUGGUUUACUAAUUAUACAUUAUUUCUAUCCAUUUAUCAAGUAUUAUUCUCUAAUUCAUGUUUAUUUCAAUUAACAUUUGUUAGUUUCAUAGAUCUAUUAUUCUUAAUCAAGAUUAUAAAAUGGUCAAAACAACGUUAUCAAUUAACUAUACAUAAUUGCAUAGUAACUAAAUUAAAAACAAAACAAAUAUCAAAAAUAAUAACAUUAAUUGUAUUAGAUUUAAUAUCAUUUAUAUCAUCUAUACCAAGUAGUAUUCUUUAUAUUAUAUUAGUAUCUAAGACACAACCAAAUUUAGAAGAGAUACGUAUAUUCACUUUAUUAAUACAUAUGUCAUGGGGUUUAAUCAUUUUACAAUCAUCAUUGAAUAUCAUUUUAUAUUAUAAACGGAUAGAUUAUUUUCGGAAUAAUUUAAUGAAAUUAAUUAAUUGUCAUUAG